UACAUCAGAAAGAUUUAUUUUCACUCAUGUAUUGGCAUUUUUCAUUUGCAGCCUGCAGUGUCUCAUUCCUGAUCUGCUUGAUCACCAUCCAAAACAGAAGAGCACAAUGGAAGAUAGACAAAUUGAACAUAUUAUGUUUCUGUCUACAUACAUUGUUACAUUUCUCAUUGGUUUUCCAGCUAAUGCAGUGGCAUUCUUCAUCUUUGUACGCAAAAUCUUCCGUAAACCUAUUCCAAUAGACAUCUUCUUGCUAAAUCUUACCGUAUCGGAUCUCAUCUUCCUAUCCUUCCUGCCAAUAAAAAUGAAGGAGGCUGCUGACAGAAUGAUAUGGAACAUGCCCUACAUCCUGUGCCAACUAAAUAUAUUCUUGUUCUUUCUCCCUAUCUAUUCCAGCAUUUUGUUUUUGACUGCAAUCAGUGCAGAGCGUUUUGUGUGUGUAGCAUUUCCAGUUCUUUACAAAGCACGAAGAAGAAUCAUAUACUGUCUGGCAGUUAGUGUCUCUUUUUGGGUGUUGGCGGUUUCAAAUGCAUCUGUUGCCUACUGGGCUGGAUACAACAACUUCAGUGAAAAUGACAAUAUCUCAGAGAAGCUUACCCCAGUGAUGGAAGGCCAACAAUGCUACGCUAACUUCACUAAAGAGCAGCUCAAAGUCCUACUUCCUGUACGUCUACAUAUUGUACUGGUAUUUUUCUGCAUCCCGUUCGUGGUCUGCUGGUUCUGCUACAUAAACUUCAUACGCAUCUUGUCCAAGCUGCCCCAUAUUGGACGCCGUCGUAAGCUGAGGGCCAUUGGACUGGCCUUAGGGACGCUAUUGGUGUUUUGUGUUUGCUUUGCGCCAUACAACGCCUCCCAUGUGGUGGGUUACAUCAAAAGAGAAAACCCUCCAUGGCGCAUGAAAGCAGUCAUGCUGAGUACAUUAAAUGCUAGUCUGGACCCAGUUAUAUUUUAUUGUACCUCCUGGGAAGUGAGGAAGAUUUUUAAAAGAGGUCUAAAAAGGUUGUGUGGAAAAACCUGUACAUCAGUGUCUUCUAACCACAGCACACAAUAACAAAAUUCUAAUUCAGUUUUCUCAACAAUUAUUUUGGGAUCCUUAAAAAGGCUGUAAUUUAUGUUAAAUAUAUCCCUCAAAGGUCUUAAAAAUGCAAAUGACAAUAAAUACACUUCUGUUUUUAUGUCCUCACAUUGCAAUUCACAAUUUCCAGAUUUCAUAUAGUUGCUAUCUAAUGAAAAUCAAGUAUUUCCAAAACAGCAACUUUACAGGAGAGAGAUCAAACCUUCUUAAAUUUGAAUGGAAGUCAAUGUAAAAAGAGUUUA
Molecule: messenger RNA, 1314 nt
Organism: Astyanax mexicanus (Mexican tetra)
Lineage: Eukaryota; Metazoa; Chordata; Actinopteri; Characiformes; Acestrorhamphidae
Product: free fatty acid receptor 3-like
Exons: 1
Coding region: 107-1048 (313 amino acids)
Biological process (GO): G protein-coupled receptor signaling pathway; cellular response to fatty acid
Cellular component (GO): plasma membrane
Molecular function (GO): G protein-coupled receptor activity
Source: RefSeq, a predicted model, not a curated record